Nothobranchius furzeri (turquoise killifish) is the source of this 9606-nucleotide messenger RNA. The record is from RefSeq and is a predicted model, not a curated record. NCBI's taxonomy places the organism in Eukaryota, Metazoa, Chordata, Actinopteri, Cyprinodontiformes, Nothobranchiidae.
CUCAACAGCAAAGCUUUGAACAGCUAAAAAAGCUGAUCACUGAAGCUCCCACAUUGAAGUUUUAAAACGUCAACAAAGCUGUGACACUCUCAGUAAAUGCAUGCUAAGAAGCAUUGGAGCAGUGAUCAUGCAAGGUGGACAGCCCGUGGCAUACGGCUCAAGAGUGCUCACAGAAUGUCAGAUAAGAUAUGCUCAAAUAGAAAAGGAGCUCCUAGCCAUAGACUACAGGUGUGAGAAGAGUGUGAUCACAAACCGUUAGAGAGCAUAUUCAAAAAAACUCUAUCAGGCAUCCAUGAGGCUACAAAGAAUGCUACUGCAGCUGCAAAUAUAUAAUGUCAAAGUAACCUACAAGCCAGGAAAAGAGCUUCAUAUUGCGGAUGCAUUAAGUCGUGCUUACCUGAAUGAGCAAGAAGAGGAUAUUCUGGAUGAGGAGCUGCAAAUGAAUAGGUCACAUCACAGCUGCCAAUCUCGGGGCAAAACCUGCAAAUGUUCAAAGAGGCAAUGGCAAAGGAUGAGGUGUUGCAAGCUCUAAAAACAAUGUCAAUGCGAGGCUGACCAAGGGACAGAUCUGCUGUGCCAGAGUGCAUAAAACCCUUUUGGAUGUUCAGGGAAGAGCUCAGUUUUUCUUCAGGGCUAAUGUUCAAAGCAGAUACGAUCAUAGUCCCACAGCAGCUGAGAUCAGAGAUGCUGAAAAAGAUACAUGAGUCACAUCUGAGGGUCGUCAAAUGCAAAGAAAGAGCAAGAGGAUGUGUUGUAUUGGCCAGGAAUGUCUUCUCAGUUAGAACAUCUGGUGGCACAGUGCCCUACAUGCAAUGAAUACAGGAACAAGAACCAAAAGGAGCCUAUGAUACCACACCCAUUGCCACGACGACCAUGGAAAAAAAUAGGUACAGAUUUGUUUCACAGCAAUGAUUCUAUCUGCAUUCGUUGUGUUGUCUACUUCUCCAAAUACCCAGAAAUCAUGAAACUGACAGACACGACCAGCAAAGGAGUAAUUACAGCAAUGAAAUCCACUUUCGCAAGGCAUGGAAUUCCUGAUGUGCAGUGGUGUGGAAAACUAUUUGCUCCCUUCCUGAUUUCUUAUUCUUUUGCAUGUUUGUCACACAAAAUGUUUCUGAUCAUCAAACACAUUUAACCAUUAGUCAAAGAUAACACAAGUAAACACAAAAUGCAGUUUUGAAAUGAUGGUUUUUAUUAUUUAGGGAGAGAACAAAAUCCAAACCUACAUUGCCCUGUGUGAAAAAGUAAUUGCCCCCCUUGUUAAAAAAUAACCCAACUGUGGUGUUUCACACCUGAGUUCAAUUUCUGUAGCCACCCCCAAGCCUGAUUACUGCCACACCUGUUUCAAUCAAGACAUCACUUAAAUAUGGACUUAAAAAUUCUUUUUCUGAGCUUUAGAUUAAUGUAAUGGUAUUAACUUGACUUUUAAAGUAUUUUUCUCAGUUGUACAUUAUUAAGAUACUUUAAAAGUCUUAUUCUGAGUCCUAGAUUAAUAUAAUAGCUGGCACGACGUACUGUUGAUAAGAAAUAUAGCUUUGGGGAAAAAUGUUAUGUGAGAGUAGAACCCAUCUAUUCAGGUUUUUAGGGAGACUUUCAUCAUCCUAUCUCAAAAGUGGUAGUUCUGUUUUAAACCACUUGUCCUUCUUUUGUUUUAUUCAAUGGUUCUGUUUUUAUUUGAUCUAUAAUAUUCCAUGAAUCAACUAUUUUGAUUCAUGACACAGAUGGAAACAGACCUAUAGUGGUUCUGUUCAUGCCCGUUCCAGGUUCCAACCUCUUAUGUUUGCUAAAAUGUUUGCUUGGUACAUUAAAAACACAAUAUUUGCAUCUGAAAUUUGUAUUCUGGGGGAAUAUUAAUGGCAUUAGUAAAUUAACCGGUACCUCUUGACUUACAGUACGCACUGCACAUAGUAAUGGGGGCCAAUUGUGACUUCAGAGAGGUAUGUGAAAAUUGUGACACAUUACACUUAGUACGCAAGGUCUUCUUCAACACAAAUCUGAAUCUUCCUGCAUUUCCUUUUUCAAAGGAAAACAUGCAGCAAAUUAGGAGAUGGUGGUGUCUUGUUCUCCUGCAAAACUUCCUCAUGCCAUAAGUGACUUUCAUGAUCACACUUUCUUUUAUCAGAUACUUUAAAAAACGGUUUUACUCACUGUUAAAAAAACAACAAAAACAAUGUUUUCAUAGAGACUGAAUGUUGUCAUUGCAUCACCAAGGUCUGAGGAAGACAGAUUGCAGGAAAGAAAAAGACGGAGGGAGCAAAAAGUAAAACAGGAUCUGGAAGUGGUCCCUCCUAAAAGUUUCAGGCUUUCAGAAUCUGUCUGUGAAGCAUCAGGAGAAUUCUCUGCUGAAGGACACCUUUGAGGCAGCAAGGUGGUGUGGCACCAGAUCCUUCAAAGGAAAACUUUCCCUUCCCUAGGUCAUCACCAAGGACAAGGAAGCUUCCUUGAGGGCAGUCCAGAUGUUACACAUGUGUGAUGGCCUGGAUGACAAUGAUGAGAAGCUUAAAGAUGUGAGGGAACCGUUCCUGUUUGCUUUUAGUUUGCAGGAAGACUACGAGGAGUUCUGUGUUGAACUUUGUGACAAGAGGAAGAUGCAGGUGUUUGCAGGAUUUGACACCCCAUAAAAUCUUUUUCCCUGCAGGAAUGUGUUUAGAGUGUUUGUGUCUGAGUGUUAUGGUAAUAAUUGUUGUGUUCAGUUUCCUCAGUAAGUUGUUUUUUAGAGGCUUUUUGUGUGUUUUUUGGUUCUUUUGUUUGUAUUUAUUGUACCUGUGUUCUACUGUUGGCUUUUUGUUUGAGUUAUUAAAUUUACCUUUUUAAAACAUUAAGUCUGCAUCCUUGGGUCCACUGUCUCACCACCCCACCUAAAACCCUGGCAUGUUUUAAUAAGUGUCAAUGGCACGAUUCAGUCUCUGUCCCCCUUAAUGUAGCUGACAUAACUGAGUGCACAAUUUUUUUUUACAUUUGUCUAUAUCUAUACUGUUUUAACCCUCACUUGUAAAAUUAAUACUUAAAAAAAUAUAAUGGCAGCAUGGAUACAAUACUGGACUUACAGUUAAAAAGACUUUAGACACGUUAUAAGAAUGUUUAUGUGUAUCAAAUGCAUGAACCUUGUUCAUAGCUAUUUCUGCUUUAAUAUAGUUAAGAGCCCAAUAUUAAAUGUCAAUUUCACUUCACUGUUCCUGUCCAGGUGGACUAGGUAAUACGAUUUUAGUUUAGUGGGAGAUGAACCUCAGUAAAUGGUUGUGAGGGCUCGUGAAAAUGUAAACGUAUUACCAUUUUAGUACUGUUUUUUCUGUUAGAAGACCAGGAGUUUUUAUUUUUACCUGGAACAGUUCAUCGACCUUGCACUCUCAGAUGGAAGCUGGGAUCAGAAGUUCUCCACCACACUCCUGGGUCUGUUCAGGGGUGUAGGCAUACAGUGGUGUGAAAAACUAUUUGCCCCCUUCCUGAUUUCUUAUUCUUUUGCAUGUUUGUCACACAAAAUGUUUCUGAUCAUCAAACACAUUUAACCAUUAGUCAAAGAUAACACAAGUAAACACAAAAUGCAGUUUUGAAAUGAUGGUUUUUAUUAUUUAGGCAGAGAACAAAAUCCAAACCUACAUUGCCCUGUGUGAAAAAGUAAUUGCCCCCUGAACCUAAUAACUGGUUGGGCCUCCCUUAGCAGCAAUAACUGCAAUCAAGUGUUUGCGAUAACUUGCUACGAGUCUUUAACAGCGCUCUGGAGGAAUUUUGGCCCACUCAUCUUUGCAGAAUUGUUGUAAUUCAGCUUUAUUUGAGGGUUUUCUAGCUUGAACCACCUUUUUAAGGUCAUGCCAUAGCAUCUCAAUAGGAUUCUGGUCAGGACUUUGACUAGGCCGCUCCAAAGUCUUCACUUGUUGUUCUUCAGCCAUUCAGAGGUGGAUUUGCUGGUGUGUUUUGGGUCAUUGUCCUGCUGCAGCACCCAAGAUCGCUUCAGCUUUAGUUGACCAACAGAUCUCCUUCAGGAUGUUUUGGUAGACAGUAGCAGCAGAAGAUCAUCCUGCUACAAUGUUUGGGUUUAGAUUAUUCAAAUUCCGAGCUCAGUCCGGUUCCUAAACACAUCAUUGAUGACGCGUAGGUUAAUCUGAUUGGCCCAUUUCAAAAUCAGACCGCGGCUGUAUUGUAGCUCAGCGUUUCUUAUGUAGCACAAUAACAAAAACAUCGAACAGGAAUAUCUACCGUGUUGCCGCUAAGCUAGGAAGAUGGACCCGUGUCUGAACAACAAACGAGGGCAGGUUGAAGAUGUGAAGAGUGACCUCUCAUUGGACUUGAGUUCAUUACCUGACCCACAGCAGUCCUACAUGGAUGAAAGAGAACACCUAAAGGUUUUCCUCAGAGUCAGACCUUUCACCUCAGCAGAGCAGACCAGCGGGGAGUCGCAGGACUGUGUCACCAUCGAACCACCUGAUACGGUUCUCCUAAAACCUCCCAAUCUGUCUGCUCUGGCCAGACUCAGCUCUGAAAAGUUCCUCCCACAGACAGGACAGCGCUUCCAGUUCUCCUCGGUGCACGGUCCGCAGACCUCCCAGAAGGAGCUGUUUGAUGGAACAGUGAGAGACUUGGUGAAAGAUGUUCUUGAUGGAGGACGCUCUCUGGUUUUUACUUAUGGAGUCACAAACUCUGGGAAAACAUUCACUUUCCUUGGCCCAGAUAGUGAUGCUGGAAUUCUGCCCCGGUCUCUCGGGGUCAUCUUUAGUAGCAUCGGUGAGAAGAUUUUCACCGGUAUGUGCAUCAAACCUCACCGCUGCAGAGAGUUCUCUAAACUCAGUUGGGAGCAGCAGGCAGAGGAGGCACUGUUCAAGAGAAGUCUCCUGAGACAGUUUAAAGAGAAUGAGAAGAACAUGAAUUUGUUGAAUAUGACCAGUCAGACCCACCCUGAUACCUCCACCAUGAUGGAGACUUUUGCAGCACCAGAAGAUAAAAUCAGCCUGAAUGUUGAAACAAACACCAAGUUCUCCAUUUGGGUUUCUUUCUGUGAAAUCUACAAUGAGAAUAUCCACGACCUCUUAGAGGUGGCGCCCAACGGCGCCCCGAGGAGAAUCGCCCUGAGGCUGUCGCAGGAUGUCAAGGGCAAUGCUUUUGUCAAAGAUCUGCGCUGGGUUCAGGUGAGCAGCACUGAGGAGGCGUGCAAAGUAGUGAAACUGGGCAGGAAGAACCAGAGCUUCUCCUCCACUCGACUCAAUCAGCUCUCCAGCAGGAGCCACAGUCUGUUCUCUAUUCGAGUUUUGAGGAUUGAGGACAUCGGCACUCCGAGAGUUCACACGAUCAGCGAGUUGUGUGUCUGUGACUUGGCUGGCUCUGAGCGAUGUGCAAAGACUCAAAACAAAGGAGAGCGUCUGAAAGAAGCUGGAAACAUCAACACCUCGCUUCUCAUUUUAGGAAAAUGCAUCAACGCACUUCGACACAACCAGCAGGCAAAGCUGGUUCAGCACGUUCCCUUCAGAGAAAGUAAGCUGACCCACUACCUGCAGAGCUUCUUCUGUGGUCAAGGUAAAGCCUGCAUGAUCGUCAACAUCAACCAAUGUGCCUCCAUGUUGGACGAGACACUCAACGUUCUCAAGUUCUCUGCCGUGGCUCAGAAGGUUGUAGUUUUGUCCUGCCGGCCUCUUCCCAUCAUGCUCCAGACUUCCAGCGGUGAAGUCACCCGGAACGCUGAGCGGAAGGCUCUUCUUCACAACAAGAGGAGCUGGGACAGUGGCCUGGAAGACGUCCAGGAGGACAAAGACGACAUAGAGGAAACCAGCCUGUUUGAGGCCACAACGGAUCAGACAGUCAACGAUGGAGAAAGUGAUCAAAAUGAUAAAAUGGUUGUCUCUAAGAAAACUCACCAGAGGCAGGUGGCGCUGUUGAAUCAUCUGCAGGUCCAGCUGAAGAAGGAGCGAGCGGAGAAUAUGCUCCUGGAGGCUCGAGUCAGAGAGGAGAUCUGCCAGGAGUUCACAGAGCUUUUCUCUAAGAUGCAGAACGAUUACAAUGAGCGUCUGUCGAGGGACCGAGAUAUUCUUGAGGAGCGAACCGAGCGUAGGCUGGAGAUUUUCAAGAAUCUCAUUCGCAACAUGUCUGCUGCUGCAUCCAGUGGAAAUGCAGAAACCAUGGUGAACCUCCUGGACUCUCGGGCGUCUGAACUAGCUGACUUAACCAAACCCACCAAGGCAGCUUGUGUGUGUUCAGUCUCAGUCCAAACUGUUCAACCAGCAGAUGAGCUGGAGGGUGGGCAUGAUCAGCAACUGCAGGAGGCCCAAAGGCACACAGCUGAUGAAGAGAAACAAGAACUUCUGCUUAAGCUCCAGGAGAAAUCCUCAGAGGUUUGCUGGCUGCAGAAGCAGCUGGGAGAUCUGCAGAUGGAGUUUGACCCACGGGGUCACUCAGCUGAAGAGAGGAGACCAUGUGACGGAGAUCAGCGGCAGGAAACUCUGGCUGCACUUAUCGAGGACACAAAAGAAAGAGAAGACUCCCAUGAUGCUUUAGAGUACCAGACUUUGGGGAAAGAGCAGGGUCUGGCCUCCUUAAAGGAGAAGAAAGCCAGGGAGGAGGCCUUUGUUGCAGCUGAAGAGCUGAGGUGGAGCAAAGAGGAAACACUAGCAAUGCUUGAAAAAGAGAGAAGACACGAAGAAGUAGUGAUGGAACAGAAGAGACACAGCAGUGGGGAGGCCCUGUCUGUUCUCAAGCAGGAGAAGAAGGAGGUCAGUAGGCUGUCUGAAGAGAAAGACGAGAGGCAGCAAGAGGCUGACACACUCCGGCAGGAAAUCAAAGAUCUGACUGACAGGCUGGAGGCUGCAGAGAGUCUGGCCUCAUCUAAAACAGAAAGAGCUGAACAGACCUCCGUCCAACUACAAACUGUUCAGGCACUGCUGGAAGAAAAAACUCUAGAGGUCCAGGAGAAAACAUCAAAGAUCAGCGCUCUGACACAGGAAGUUCAACGGUUACAGCUAGAAGUGCAGCCCUCCAAGCUCAAGGAUGGACUCAGAAAGCUCCUAACAGAAGAAAAGGAGGAAAAUCAGAUCAAACAAGCACAGAUCAAGGAGCUGGAGCAUCAGCUGGAGAAGAUCAAACAGCAGCUGGAGCACAAACAACUGGUUUCAGACCAGCAGCUGAAUCAGAAUGAACAAGCUUCAAAACAGCAAAUUGAAGAGCUGAGAAAGAAGCUUCAGAAGCAAGAAACGGUGUCGCAGAAGCAACUGGAGGAGCUCAGGGUCCAGCUGGGAUCCCAGCAGCAUGAUUCUACCGCACAAGUAGAACAGCUGACAGAGAAACUUCUGCAGCAAACACAAGCCUCAGAAAAGCAGAUCAAACAACUCAAAGAGCAGCUCCGAGAACAGGAGGUGUUCUUCAGACAGCAGCUGGAGGAGCUGGAACUGAAACUGGGUCAAAAACAAACAACCUCCAGCAAGCUGUUAGAUCAGGAACAUUCUGUAGAGCAGCUCAGGGCUGAGUUAGAAGAAGCUCAACACAACAGCACCAGCAUCUCCUCUGCCACCAAAGAUCUAACGAGAAUCAACUCUGACCUUCAGACCAGAGUAGCAUCUCUGACAGAGAAGCUCACCAGAAUGAAUGAGUUGAAGCAGGUGAUGGAAGAAAAGAACCAACAGCUGGAGGAAAAGCUAGCUGAUCUGUUGACGGCCUCUGCACAGAAAGAGACAGAGCUUCACAAAAAGCUGCAGGACAUGGAGGAACAGGUCACGUCUCUGCAGAGGAGCCUACAGAAAGCACAGGAACAGCGUGAAGAGGAGAGCCAGGCGAUGCAGGACGCCCGACGCAGGGAGGUGGAGAGACGCAGGGAGCUGCUGGCCGUGGCGCAUGAAGCCAUAGCUCAGAAAGAUGCUGAGCUGGAGAAGAGAGCCAUGGAGAUCAGCAGGCUGAAGGAGAACUCUAAGCAGAGCGCAGAGACGAUAAAUAGCCUCAGCCUGGAGCUUCAGAGGAAAGAAGACGACUCUUCAGACUUCCGAGAGAAACUAGCCGACUACAAGAAGCAGGUUCAGCAGGUUCAGAAGGAGAUAUCAGCCAUGAGGGAAGAGGAGAAGAUUUUGAGGCAGAAGCUGUCUGAUAUGGAUAAAUCCAAGAAGCAGCUUCAGGUGGACCUGGCCAACCGAGACAGAACCAUCCUGCAGCUCAGAGCGGAAAAAUCGAACUCAAAAUCUGACCACAAUCUGGAGCUCUACCAGAAGGCCUGUCAAGAUCUGGAGGCUAAAGAGCGUGUGAUGGAGGAAAUGCGUCUAACUCUGAUGGAGCAGGAGGACACGCAGGAGCAGAUGGAACAGGCCCUGGAGCAGAAACUGGGUCUCAUCCAGGAGCUCUCCACUGAGUUGGAGAACCAUCGAAAUAACUCACAUCAACACAUCCAAAAACUUCCAGAAGACCUCAAAGUGGCUAAAGAGGAAACUUCACAAGCUGAAGAAAACUUGAAGGUGUUUAUAGAGAAACACCAGGCUGAACGGAAAAAGUGGCUGGAGGAGAAACUGUUCCUGAUCAGCCAAGCUAAAGAGGCAGAAGACAAGAGGAAUCAAGAGAUGAGGAAGUUUGCAGAAGACCGCGAGCGCUAUACUCAUCAGCAUAGCCACCUGGAGUCCCAGCUUGUGCAGGAGAAGAAGACUAUGGAGAGCUGGAGAAAAGACAGAGACACUCUGGUAGCAGCUUUAGAGGUCCAGUUAAAGAAGCUGCUCUCCGACCAGGCUGAAAAGGAUAAACUCAUCCAAAAGCUACAAGAACAAAAGCCACCACAGGAGGUUGAUGAUGGAGGUGCUCCCAGCGUGGCUGUUCUGCAGGCUGCGCUGAAAGAGAUGGAGGCUGAAGUCCUGCAGCUGAAGGGCAUGCUCGAGGCCUCAGCAGCUAAACAAAACCAGAUGAUGACACAGACUAAAAGCAACAUAAGCCCUGUUACAUCACCUGGGAAACCAGAGAGUGAAACUGUUGACAGAAAACCAGAAAAGAGGACCACCAGAGUAUCAGCCAGCAGUCAGGGUUCAGCUGGCUUCCCAUCUGUUCUCGAAUCCUCUGAGAUUUCCACAGAGAAUGGCAGAACGAGCCGCUUUCCCAGGCCGGAGCUGGAGAUUUCCUUCAGCCCUCUGCAGCCAAACCGAAUGGCUCUGCGGCGCCAGGGAGAGGAGAGCGCUGUCACAGUUAAAAUCAACCGAGCAGCACGCAAGAGGAAGAGCAGCGAGAUGGAGAAGGGAGAAGUGGAGGCAGAGAAAAAAAGGAACACAAGGAGCAAACUCACACCCAAGCUGACCCCACAGAAGGAAGAGAGUUCUUCUCCUGUAGGUUCAUUCAACUCUUACAACAGGAAGGAAGGAACGCUGCAGAAGAUUGGAGACUUCCUGCAGAGCUCUCCAACACUGCUCGGCACCAAAGCCAAAAAGAUGAUGAGUCUGAUGAGCGGUCGGGUGGAUGCGGAUUCAGCAGCCUCCUCUUCCUCUCUUCGUCAGAAAGUAAAGAACAACAAAAGGAAACUGUUCAGGCCUGAAAUUUCUGGGCCAAUGGAGAUGUCCUCCCACCCAAUCAUUAGCAGAGAGACGGAGGAGACUGAGAGCGACCACAGGAUCAUAAAGAGGUGUCUUCGCUCCAGAGUGGCUAAAUAAAUCAAUUCUCCUCUCAUGA